AAGUCGGUAACGAUGAUCGGGGAUGUUGUCCUCUUUCUGCGACGUCGAGAGCGGACCAGGCCAUGGCUUGCCUCCAGCUUGGUCCAACCCAACUCAGGUAUAAGUAAAGCCAGAUCUUCCGGAGAGAGAGCAAUGUUCCCAGCUUCACCAGACACCUAAACACUCAAGACAGCCACCACAGCUGGCAAUAACGAGCACCAAGCCCCAAUAAACCACCCAACAACCAAGAUGCAUCUAACCCUCGCCCCCUUCAUCCUCGGCCUCGCCGCGGCCAUGCCCUCCAAACGCCAGGCCAGCGAGGGCACCAUGGGCUUCAUCGGCUGCUCCAUGUCAGAGAACGUCGCCCAGGGCUACGUCGCCAACGGCGGCAAGCACAUGUGGGGCCCCUACGGCACCGGCGGCCUGGUAGUCCAGUCAUGGACCAACACCAACUCCCCGAGCUGGGGCAAGUUUGACCAGCAAGCAACCCAGCAGGGCGGCAAGCCGUCCGAAGUCUGGAUCCAGAUCUGCAUCUUCCAGAACCCGGGCGCCACCUACGACGAGGUCAAGCAGCUGGUCGCCAACGCCCGCCAGCACGCCGCCCCCGGCGCAAAAAUCUACAUUACCGGCCAGCCCCUCUACCCGGACAACCCGGCCAGCUGCUCCCUGGCGGGACCCCAGGGCCCGCAGCUCACCGUUGACCUGGCCAAGCGCGCCGGGGCUGACGCUGCCUUGAAUGUCACCUACCCCGGUGAUUUUAACUUGAUGCGGGGCGAGGUCCAGGACGGCUGCCAUGCCAAUGCCGCCGGCCAGAGCUCGCUGGGCAAGCAGGCUCUCGCGUUCUGGGGCUGAGCGAGUGGGGGGAGGGGGUCGCGUGUGUCUCUGUAGCUAGCAGGGAACGGUUGUGUGCCUCCCUACCUACCUUACGUAUAGGUGCUCGGAAAUGAGGAAACAGUUCAC
Molecule: messenger RNA, 939 nt
Organism: Chaetomium fimeti
Lineage: Eukaryota; Fungi; Ascomycota; Sordariomycetes; Sordariales; Chaetomiaceae
Exons: 1
Coding region: 229-831 (200 amino acids)
Source: RefSeq, a predicted model, not a curated record